AUGUCGGAUUGGGGGCCAGUGUUGAUAGCAGUAGUGCUGUUUGUGCUGUUGAGUCCAGGGCUACUGUUUCAGUUACCUGGUAGGCACAGAGUUGUGGAGUUUGGGAACAUGCACACAAGUGGCCUCUCCAUUCUUGUUCAUACAAUCCUCUAUUUUGGACUCAUUACCGUCUUGCUUAUUGCUAUUGGAGUUCACAUCCACGCUGGCUAAUUAGUUUUCUCACUUAAUUUGUUGCUUCC
Nicotiana tabacum (common tobacco) is the source of this 239-nucleotide messenger RNA. Lineage: Eukaryota; Viridiplantae; Streptophyta; Magnoliopsida; Solanales; Solanaceae. The record is from RefSeq and is a predicted model, not a curated record.